AUGUCGGACUCGAUCCCAUCCGCCACAGCUGACCCCGAGGCUGUGGACCAGACUCUCCCAGCCAACGCCGAAGACCGCAAAGCGGCCGUGGCCCUCUCUUCUCUUAACACAAAUGAAAUAACGACCGAAGCAGCCCCCGCAAAAGGCGGCAGUGCCGAGCAAGAGGCCCUUAGCAAGGCUAUGGACCGGCUUGAGAUUGCUGCUGGUCAGGCACCGGGCGCUCAGAAAACUGCAGGGCCGCAGAAGAAAGAUUCAGGAGUCAAGAAGACGGUCAAGAUUUCCGCAACCGAUGUUGCGCUCCUGGCGGAUCAGUUGGACUUGCACAAGACCAAAGCGACAGAGCUGCUGAGGGCACACGAGGGUGAUGUCAUCCGCGCAAUGAGAGCAUUCAUCUCUCCUUCGCCUAGAGCGUGA
Molecule: messenger RNA, 414 nt
Organism: Penicillium argentinense
Lineage: Eukaryota; Fungi; Ascomycota; Eurotiomycetes; Eurotiales; Aspergillaceae
Exons: 2
Coding region: 1-414 (137 amino acids)
Biological process (GO): negative regulation of apoptotic process; protein stabilization
Source: RefSeq, a predicted model, not a curated record